Ostreococcus lucimarinus CCE9901 is the source of this 1038-nucleotide messenger RNA. RefSeq lists its product with no specific name. Bases 1 to 1038 code for a protein of 345 amino acids. The transcript has a single exon. The record is from RefSeq and is a predicted model, not a curated record. Gene Ontology annotation, molecular function: protein binding; translation initiation factor activity; metallopeptidase activity. Gene Ontology annotation, cellular component: cytoplasm; cytosol; eukaryotic translation initiation factor 3 complex. NCBI's taxonomy places the organism in Eukaryota, Viridiplantae, Chlorophyta, Mamiellophyceae, Mamiellales, Bathycoccaceae.
AUGAGCUUUGCCACCCAAGCGGCCGCGUCCGACGGCGCUAAGAAGCCGCAAGAGCCCAAGGCGCCGGUAAAAGCCGUCGAACUCGACGGCGGCGCCGCGCUCAAGAUCAUGAAACAUUGCGCCGACGCCGCGCCCGGGAGCGCGACCGGACAGCUGUUGGGGCUGGAUAUCGGCGCGAGCCUCGACGUGACGGCGUGCUUUCCGUUUCCCAAGGUGACCGCGGACGAUCAGUACGAUCCGGACGGCUCGUUCGCCGCGGAGGAGGGCGCGGCGUAUCAACUCGACAUGAUGCGGUGCUUGCGAGAGAUUAAUGUGGAUUCGAACAUCGUUGGAUGGUAUCAGAGCACGUAUCUCGGGACGUUUUAUAACGAGGAACUCAUCGCGACGUUUUUGUCCUACUCCGAGAGCUUGCAGCGCUGCGUGUGCGUGGCGUACGAUCCGACGUACGCGGAGCAAGGCGUGUGCGCGUUGAAGGCGUUGAAACUGAGUGAAAAGUUUAUCGAGGCGUAUAAGAAUGGCAACGGAGAGUUGACCGUGGAACAGAUUCAUGAGAAAGGGUUGAAGUGGAAUGAUGUCGUGGUGGAGGUGCCGCUGACGAUUAGGAAUAGCGCGCUCGCCACGGCGGUGAUGGGCGAGUUGAUGCGAGACAAGGAUGUGACGCUCAACGACACCGAUUACGAGAGAUUGGAUUUGAGCACGGCGCCGUUCGUGGAGGAGAACAUGAAGUUGCUCGGCGAGUGCAUGGAGGAUUUCGCGAACGAGCAGCAGCGUGUGGCGUAUUACCAGCGCAACAUGCAGCGGUACCAGUCGCAACACGCCCACUGGUUGCACAAGCGUCGUCAAGAAAACGCGCGUCGACGCGCCGCAGGGGAGGACUUGCUUCCGGAAGAAGAUCCCAACUACAAAGCUCCGCAACCGCCGAGUCGCUUGGAGAACUUUUUGAUCACCAACCAAGUCGCUGAGCACGUGACUCACCUCGAAAAUUUCACCAAGAAGACGUCGGCCAAGCUCGAUUUGGUCACCGCGCUGGGGAAGUAA